Molecule: messenger RNA, 753 nt
Organism: Macrosiphum euphorbiae (potato aphid)
Lineage: Eukaryota; Metazoa; Arthropoda; Insecta; Hemiptera; Aphididae
Source: the annotation of a GenBank genome assembly
AUGUCUGCACCAACUACAGACGAAUGGGUGGAAAUAUCGAGAUUUUUAUUUGAAAACCAAUUUCCCCAAUUGUCUCGGAGCAAUAGAUGGGAAACAUAUAUAAGAUGUAAAAAUCUUGACAACUCGGGAUCAUUGUUUUUCAACUACAAAAAAUUCUUUACGAUAGUAUUGAUGGCUGUAGUGGAUGCACAUUUUAAUUUUAUUUCAAUUGAUGUAGGAUCUUACGGCCGUGGAGGAGAUUCUAAUGUUUUUAAAGAGUGUCCAUUUGGUACACUAUUAUAUGACGAGAAAUUGAAUAUUCCAGAACCAAUUAUACUACCAAAUAUAAAUAGUAGCCCUCAGUGGCCUCAGCCUUAUGAGUUUGUUGGAUACGAAACUUUCGCUUUACACACAAAUUUAUUAAGGGCUUAUCCGGGACGUAAUCUUGAGUAUUUAACUAUAGGUUAUCGAGAGCAAGGCGCACAGUUGAAUGUGCAUUUAGAGUACUUGCCAAUAAAUGGCGUGUAUUACAUAUUUACAUCGAUUCAAGUAGAGCCAGAUUUUACUGAUGAAAUUGUCAAAGCUUGUUGUAUUCUACACAACUUUGUCAGUAAGACAGAUGGCAUCAAUUAUGAAGAUUCUGAAGUCAAAAGUUUUGACGACAUUGAAACCCAAGGAGGAGGGAUUCGUUCACAAGGUGUUGGUGUAAGGGAUUACUUCGCAAACUAUUUUAUGGGCCCAGAAGCAGUGGAUUUUCAGAACAAAGUACUUUAG